AUGGGACGAGCUCCGUGUUGCGACAAGGCCAAUGUCAAGAAGGGACCAUGGUCACCUGAAGAAGAUGCAAGACUCAAGGCGUAUAUAGAAGAGCAUGGUACUGGUGGCAACUGGAUUGCCCUUCCUCAGAAAAUUGGGCUUAAAAGAUGUGGAAAAAGUUGCAGGCUGAGAUGGCUGAAUUACUUGAGGCCCAACAUCAAGCAUGGUGGAUUCUCAGAAGAAGAAGACAACAUCAUCUGCAGCCUCUAUAUAAGUAUUGGAAGCAGGUGGUCUAUAAUUGCUGCCCAAUUACCUGGAAGGACAGACAAUGAUAUAAAGAACUACUGGAACACCCGAUUGAAGAAAAAGUUACUCGGAAGGCGCAAACAGUCUAACAUCAAUCGAUCGCUGUCUGAUCAAACUGAGGAUCACCUCAAGGACGCUGAAGAUGCACAUGCCUUAAGCAGCUCAGCCCUUGAAAGACUCCAACUCCAUAUGCAACUUCAAAGCCUUCAAAACCCUUUCUCUUUCUACAACACUCCUGCACUGUGGCCCAAGUUGCAUCCUUUGCAAGAAAAGAUGAUCCAGACCCUCCGAUCCAUGAAUGAUCAAAACUGUAACAACCCUCUGAUGCACCAUCAUGCUCUCUCAAGCCCUCAUCAAACAGUUGAAGGGCAUAAGAGUAAAAGUGAUUUCUAUGAACAAUUGCAACCCACUUCUGCUUCUAUCAGAAUUCAGGAAGAAUAUGCAAAACUAUGCAACCCCAAGAAUAUGGAUGAGUUGGAGAAUGCUUUGAAUGGCAUGUCAUCCUCGGACGCCGCCGCAUAUCAUGCUUACAUCUCCACAAGCAAUCAAGUGGACUCGACUAUUGUGGUGACGAAAGCUGCCGAUGGUAUGGAGCAUUCGAACGAUGCAGGAACUCAUGAUCAUCAGCAGAUUAAUUCGAGCUUCCAAACUGAAUUUGGUGACAUUCUUAGUAACAAAUCUGUUGCUUACACACCACAACAGGAAGAUGAUCAAAUAGCUGAAUUUGAUUGUUUUAAGGAAAUGAAUGGCUCCAAGGACAGCUUGGUGUGGUGGGCUAAUGAGUUUGAUGCCAAAUCUGCAUCCUCAAACUCCUGGGAUUCUACUUCUGUUCUCCAGUCUCAAGGGAUGUUUCAAGAUUAUGAAUUGCGUUACAACCUGUAG
Molecule: messenger RNA, 1167 nt
Organism: Prunus dulcis (almond)
Lineage: Eukaryota; Viridiplantae; Streptophyta; Magnoliopsida; Rosales; Rosaceae
Product: transcription factor MYB36-like
Exons: 3
Coding region: 1-1167 (388 amino acids)
Source: RefSeq, a predicted model, not a curated record